UUGGAUUUUCUGGGAUUAGUCCUGGUGUUGCUAGCACUGGAGACGGAGCACUCGCCUUGGCUGCCUCCUCUAUUUUCCCUAAUUUCAGGCGUGGUGGAGCGCCGACUAUACCAGCUUUCGGAUCAGGUCAAUUCUGCACCCACUACAACCGCGCCAAUCACACCAUUCAACCUUGCUACAAACUCCACGGGUUUCCCGAAGGAUGGUCUCGUGGUGGUAGGCGUGGACGGGGUCGCGGGAAUACCAAAUCUCCACAUGGUGGCGGUGGACACGCUGGCGGUGUUGGUGGAGUUGUCCCAAAUGUCGCGGCUGCAAAUACCGUGA
Striga asiatica is the source of this 324-nucleotide messenger RNA. The record is from the annotation of a GenBank genome assembly. NCBI's taxonomy places the organism in Eukaryota, Viridiplantae, Streptophyta, Magnoliopsida, Lamiales, Orobanchaceae.